Molecule: messenger RNA, 2907 nt
Organism: Osmia bicornis bicornis
Lineage: Eukaryota; Metazoa; Arthropoda; Insecta; Hymenoptera; Megachilidae
Gene: Septin4
Product: septin-2
Exons: 9
Coding region: 1065-2288 (407 amino acids)
Biological process (GO): regulation of exocytosis; cytoskeleton-dependent cytokinesis
Cellular component (GO): septin ring; microtubule cytoskeleton; septin complex
Molecular function (GO): GTPase activity; molecular adaptor activity; GTP binding
Source: RefSeq, a predicted model, not a curated record
UAAUUUCAAAAUGUACUACUGGUUUUAUGUGUUACCGACUACAUAAUUUCUGAUUCGCAGCAUCAUCUAUGGUGCUGAUGUAACACAGUCUCUUAACUGCUUCUGCAAUUAUAUUGACGCAACAGCCAGAGACAGAUUCGCUUUCUCUCAUCCUUCUAGCGCUCAUCGCAUCCUUCAACAACCGUUAAUGUAAUAUCCGUCAUUAGAUAGCAGUUCACGUGGGCAUCUAUAUAAUUAAUUAUACAAGGAUCAUACUAGGUGAUCCUUGUUCCAUUUCUACGAGAAGCGUGCGGUACGAAUAAAUGUUGAAAAGGAAAAGAAGACGGGUGCGCUGGGUGGAAAUGGUAAUCUGUAUGGCACCGUUGAUCAAAGUAGGAUCAAGCGGUCGGUCGUCGAUAACAAGGGUCCGCCAAAGAAAGAAUGCAAAGCGAAUAUGGUCAGGAUACAAGGUAGUACAUAAGCCGGAUGGGUUCGUCUCGUGUUCCAAGUACUACAAGAGCGAUGUUCACGUGUCGCGACUGUCAAUUCGGAAAGUUGCGCGCGACGAGCAUCCUCGUUCACCUUCGCCCACCUUCGGCCAUCAGCUUUUUCCCCCUUCCUUCCUCGCCUUUUCCCACCUUUUCCAUGGGAACGUUGACUUCGAGGCGUGGCGCCGGAACUCGAAGAACGUCCUAGUCUGACGACCUCCUCGAUAAUUACGUGAUCGACUGCGUUCCGUUGACCAUCCUUCUUUCCUACCAAUUUCUACGAUUACAUCCUUAACCCCAUUGGAAAUGGCUGCCGCGUCGGUUCGCCCGAAAUCACGAAUCCUCGUCUACAGACUCGUGUAUUCAGGCUUUUAUUAAAUAAAGAAAUUUGAAAUUAUCAAAAUAUGUAUUCAAGUGUAUACCCUCCCUAAGCGAAAUCUCUGGGUCCGCUCCUGAGACCAUUAUCUAUCAAUCUAGCGAUACCAGUAUCAAUCUACUGAUACCACUGUUUGCGCAGUACCUAAGCGGAAGUACACCAAUGCGAGUGUCGCGUCAGGUGCAGUUAAUUCGCCAAUUUCCUGAUCGUCGCAUCGCGAAAUGUCUAAAAACGCGAAUGGAAACAAUCUACAGCGUAAUUCUACAAGGCGACGUAGAAACAGGGAUUAUAUCGGGUUCGCAACAUUGCCCGAACAAGUACACAGGAAAUCGGUUAAAAGAGGAUUCGAGUUCACCCUGAUGGUGCUAGGCGAGAUGGGUCUUGGAAAAUCUACGUUAAUAAACAGCCUGUUCCUCGGUGAUCUUUACAAAGAUCGACGAAUUCCUGAUGCAGCUGAACGCGUCGAGAAAACGACUACGAUUGAAAAGAAAACGAUGGACAUCGAAGAACGCGGCGUUAGGUUACGUUUGACUAUCGUCGACACACCUGGAUUCGGAGACGCGGUGAACUGCGAGGAUACCUGGAAGGCAUGCUCGGCGUACAUCGACGAACAAUUCCGACAGUAUUUCACGGACGAGAGUGGUUUGAACAGGAAGAAUAUUCAGGAUAACCGAGUACACUGCUGUUUGUACUUCAUACCUCCUUACGGUCACGGACUUAGACAGAUCGAUUUGGAAGUGCUGAAACGAUUACACCGUAAAGUGAACGUUGUCCCCGUGAUCGCCAAGGCGGACACGCUGACCACGUACGAAGUGAAAAAGUUGAAAGAAAGAAUUCUCGCUGACAUCGAGGAGCACGAGAUUCAGAUAUAUCAGUUUCCGGACUGCGACAGCGACGAAGACGAAGAAUUCAAGCAACAAGAUAAAGAGCUGAAGGCGUGCAUUCCUUUUGCCGUGGUCGGCAGUUCGACGGUGCUCGAAGUGGCGGGAAAAAAGGUCCGCGGUCGUCAAUACCCAUGGGGAGUGGUAGAAGUGGAGAACCCGAAGCACAGCGACUUCGUGAAAUUAAGGACGAUGCUGAUAUCGACGCACAUGCAGGAUCUAAAAGACGUGACCCAAGACGUGCAUUACGAGAAUUUCCGGGCACAAUGCAUUUCACAAAUUUCACAGCAAGCGAUUCGGGAACGGAGGUAUUUACGCAUUAAACUGAAGAGAGAUUCGGGGCCACAUUUUGAAAACAGCAUAUCCGACACGGACAGACUUUUGUUGCAAAAGGACGAAGAGAUACGAAGAAUGCAAGAUAUCCUCGCACAAAUGCAAGAGAAAUUAAAAGCCACGGGACAGGUCGGACCUGGAAGUGGCCUCAGAGGAAGGGUCGGAAGUCUCGGAAACGAUUUAGACGCCACCGACGUCGAGAAGAAACGCAACAGUAUUAUAGAUGUUUAAAUCUUCGAACGAAAUUAUAUUUUUCUUCGGUUACCACGUGCAGUUUAGCAUAAGUGAUUACUCAACUUGGUUCUACACGAAUACGCACAAAAGCUAUCACGUUUCAAGCAAACGAACUGAAGAGUUUUUAUAUGCUCCUACGUGUAUAAGUGAUUUAUUAUAUUAUAUUUAAGUGUAAGAUUUUAGAACGAAUUGUUAGAGUGUCGUCAGUCGCGUUCGCGGGCCAGUUUUCACUUUUAUAUGUAUGUAUAGUACUCGGAACGGAUGUUCCAAUCCGUUAAACAGUAUUUGAUAUCGCUACAAAUUGUUCGGGUAAUCAAAAACUUGUAUUACGUAUACAUAUACAUAUAAAAGAUACUGUGGCAGAAAUAAACGAACGAGUAUAAUUAUUUUUUUCUCUUUCGUAAAAUGUGUUUUCUAAUUUUUUUUCCUUUUAUGACAAUAAACACGUUUAAUAUUCCGUCACGAGUAAUCUUAAUUAAUUUCGUAAACGAUUUCGGUAACUCAGGAAAUGUCACCGAAUAAAUUGAUCGUUGCUGUACAGUCGGCAAAAGACAAUGCGGUUUUAUUAUUAACUAUAAUUGUAGGUAUGGAUCCGUAUUAAAGUUCCCCCGAAUAA